Messenger RNA from Cyprinodon tularosa, 422 nucleotides. RefSeq names its product small integral membrane protein 22 (gene smim22). Gene Ontology annotation, biological process: regulation of cell population proliferation. The transcript has 4 exons. The record is from RefSeq and is a predicted model, not a curated record. Lineage: Eukaryota; Metazoa; Chordata; Actinopteri; Cyprinodontiformes; Cyprinodontidae. The coding region runs from base 104 to 352 and encodes 82 amino acids.
CGAGUUAAUGUUCAAUAAAGGUUGUUAUAAAAAAGAGAAGAUCUUUGCACCCGGAAGGAAAAGCCCAGAAUGAGGAGAAGCGCCUCUCUCUACAGAGCAGGAGAUGGAUGACAGAAACCUUCAGCAGGACUUUGAGGACCAGUUCAAUGAUGUGGUCUCCAGACUGCAGUCCAAGCAGAUGUUCCAGUCUGAUUGGGACAUCGCUUCGUUUGCAGUCUUCUUCAUCUUCAUCGGUGUGGUCCUUACUCUGGUCAUCCUGGUCCUGAUCCGCUGCUGCUGCUGCUGCUGCUGUGAUGAUGAAAAGCCUCGCAGGAGAAUGGUUGGCAUAGAGAACUACGGGCUGCAGCCCUGAGUACCGACCCAGUCAUGGAGCAGAACCUGCAAACCGCCUUCCUGCUGCUCAGGACACCCAGCUGGAAUUA